CACGGCCGUAACCACGGGUGGAGGCUGGCGGCAAGAUGCAAUCUGUGAAGAGGAGGAAGAUGUCACCUCCACUGCAUCAGAAUCAGAAGCAGAGGCAUAUAGAGGUGCCACGCAUGUCGCCCGAUGAGAGGGAGCAGCUUGCCGGUCGCCUGGCCUCGCUGGCGGCGGUGCCAGGCCACAUCGUGGAGUUCCUGCAGCAGCAGUUCGGUGGCGGCGCUGAUCCCGAAGGUGAGAUCGAGAUCGACGUCCUCAAAGUGGAAGACUCUGUCUUGUUCGAGUUGAAAACGCGGCUGGACAAGUUCGCCGAGGAAAGCCUCAUCGCGGAUGCGGGUUUCCUCCCCAAGGAAGAGCACGGCUCCGUGACGAUGGAGGUGAUCAGAAGCGACGCCAUCCCGGAGCAGGACGAAGAGGACGUCGACAUCUGCGGCGCGUCUGAUUCAGACUCCGACAGCAGCAGUAGCUCAAGCAGCGAUUCCGACGGGAGCAGCUCGGGCAGCGAUUCCGACGAGGUCGUGAGCGGCCGAGCCCCACCGGCGGUUCUUCUUCCCGAGGAGAACGGGACCUCCGCGCAGCCGCCGCCGGACCCAGCACCAGAGGCGUCGCAGAGCACCGAUCCGGAGAGCGUCCCCGACGACGGCGCUGGCAGUACAGCUCCACCUGCUCUUCUUCCUGAGGGCGGUUUGCCUUGCCGGCGCGAUCUACAGGGCGAAGGUCCGCCGGGAGCUGAUGGAGAUGGAGAGGGCGGUGCAGCCAAACGAGAGCAUCCACCCAGAGGUCCUGCAGCGCCUGUGCAUCGCCGAGUAUGGCCGUCCCGGCAUCAUGCGGCAGCUCGGGCUCUUCCUCAAGGCCGACGCGUAGUCCUGCAGCCUAAGCAGGCAGGACUGCAGGAGCAGGAUAGAUAAGCUGUAGAACUGAGCUGUCUGAAAUCUCUGAACAUGCCAGUAGUUAUUUGUCUGAUGCGCUGUAGGUUAGAGAGAAGGUGCCAUGCACUGAUGGUGUGCUCAGUUAUGUAUUGUGUGUAAUGGGCAUGUCUGAUAUACUAUUUGUCUGUGUAAUGUAACGUGAACAAAAUUUCUUCA
Molecule: messenger RNA, 1079 nt
Organism: Panicum virgatum (switchgrass)
Lineage: Eukaryota; Viridiplantae; Streptophyta; Magnoliopsida; Poales; Poaceae
Product: transcription factor GTE10-like
Exons: 2
Coding region: 36-902 (288 amino acids)
Source: RefSeq, a predicted model, not a curated record